Molecule: messenger RNA, 3389 nt
Organism: Oncorhynchus mykiss (rainbow trout)
Lineage: Eukaryota; Metazoa; Chordata; Actinopteri; Salmoniformes; Salmonidae
Gene: pus10
Product: pseudouridine synthase 10
Biological process (GO): tRNA pseudouridine synthesis
Molecular function (GO): pseudouridine synthase activity; RNA binding
Source: RefSeq, a predicted model, not a curated record
CAUGUAAAUGUACUGAUAGAGAUAUUGUAUACAUUGAAGGGACCUGUGGUGUUGAUCAAAAUGAUUAAAUCCAUCCUCAUCAACAGAUGAAUCUAUCUAAUUUGACUAGUUGUGUCUACCUCUGAUGAAGUCUUGUUCCUGUAACGUUAGCUGCAUGCUGAGAAACCAAAUGACUGAACCACAGAAUUUUCUAAACUAUCUUUGACUGAACUGUGUUCUCGCUCUACAUAAACAUUUGAUUGUCUUGCAAAUGCUGUAAUUCAUUUGACAUUCAAGCAGUAUUAUGUUGCCCUUGAAGGAGAAAGAUAGACCAAUAGUGAAGAAGCUGCUGGAAGCAGGAUGCUGCGCCCGCUGUGUCCUGAGGUUCUGCUGCUUGGGUGUGCAGUCGGCCUACCGCCAGUCUUAUGAGGAUACAGCAAGGGAACUUUGUGCUUUCGUCAGUGAUAAAGAGAAUAACGGAUCCCAAGAUGCAGCCGUGCUGGAGCAGCACAAAGAAGACCCCCCUAGUAAAAAAAUGAAGAUGGAUGCCGCAGAGACGGACGUCCAAUCAGAAGGCGACUCUGCUGUGGUUGCCACGGUGAUGGAGGAAGGCGACGCCGAGCCAGCGGACUCUGACGUGUGUGUGGUGUGCCUGGGAGUUCUACAGCAGUUCUGUGAUGAAGCCUAUGCCAUAAAGAUAUCGGAGGUGGUGAAGGCCAAAAACUACCAGUUUGACACGAUGGUACUGUCCGUCUCUCUACCGGCCCAGCUGUCUGUCAGAGAGCACUCUUGUUGGCUGCAUGUAAAGAAGGAAGUGAGGGAGAAGUCUAUGUGCCUCGAUAUGGAUGAUGUCAUCCAGGUGAAGGAGGCUUUCAAGUGGACCAUGCAGGGUCUGGUGUCCAAAGAGCUGGGGGGCAUACCUGUGGUGACCAAGAUCAAUCGACAAACUGAACAGUUUGAGGUGGGCGUGGGGUUUACACACCCAGAGACAGACUCAGACUGCCACUUCCUGGCUAGCAUCUGUUCAGACUGCUUCAGACCAACUAAGAACAAACAGAAUGUCUUCACUAGAAUGGCCGUGGUCAAAGCCCUCGAGAAGGUUUCUGAUGAGAAGUUUCUAAAAAAGUUCCCCUGUCCCCCUACAAGGCCAGCAAGCAAAUGCAUCGCUCAAGACGUCCAGUGUCUUCACGUUUCUAUAUUUGUGGCGGGGAGGUACAACAAGUUCUCCCGCACCCUGCCCCAGACCCCCUGGGUGAUUGACGGAGAGAGGAGGAUGGAGUCCUCGGUGGAGGAGCUAAUCGCUGCCCCCCUCCUCUCCUCUUUCCGGGCCGAGGGGUUUAAUUUCUCCUCCUCAGGAAGAGAGGACGUGGAUGUGCGGACACUUGGAAAUGGUCGUCCGUUUGCACUGGAGCUGCUAAAUCCUCACAGAGCCAAGUUCAAUAAGGCAGAGGUCCGACAGCUGCAGGAGACCAUCAACCAGUCCUCUGACAAAAUCCGAGUACGAGAUCUACAGAUCGUAAGCAGAGAUGCUAUGGGCCACAUGAAGGAGGGUGAGGAGGACAAGACCAAGUCGUACACCGCCCUGAUAUGGACCCAGAAAGCCAUCAACAAAGACGACAUCACGUUCUUAGAGGAAACCAAAGAGUUGAAGCUAGCUCAGAAGACGCCACUAAGAGUGUUGCAUCGCAGGCCGCUCGCCGUCAGAGAGCGCGUCAUCCACACCAUGAGUACAUGCUUCCUGGACGCGCAUCACUUCCACCUGAAGCUGCGCACGCAGGCAGGGACUUACAUCAAGGAGUUUGUCCACGGAGACUUUGGUCGCACCAAACCCAAUCUGUGUGAUCUGCUGAAGACUGAGACUGAUAUCCUAGAGCUGGACGUUGAGUCUGUAGAUGUGGACUGGCCACCCUCCAUCCCGGAGUGAGCCUCGUCUCACUGAUGCUGUUGGGGAUGCCAAAAGGAGCCCUAGUUCUGAUGGGCCAUACCUUCACCUAUUCGACCCCCACCACCAACAACUCUGUUUAGCUCAGUUCCACUGAUCUCUAGAUGAUAUGGAUAGUGUCAAUAUAUUUGUUUGUUUUUGAGGUCAAUACAGAUGAUUUUGAAAUGACUGAAUCUGUGCAGCACGUGCGCUGAGCUGAGGCCUUGAACUGAUCUUAGAUAUGUCUUUGAGAGCCAUAGCAGGGACUGGGUGUGAAUGGCAUUGCUGAUGGAAAGAACUACAAUCCAAGUUAAUUGCACCCUGGUGUCCCAAGUCUGAAUUAGUCCCUUAUUAGCAGAGGAUGAAAAGCAGAAGUGUUUCAGCCCUCCAGGACAGACAUUGAACAGCCCUUUUAUAGAGCAUCGCAGUAGUAUAUGGUCAGUAUUUGUGUAUUUUCCUCAGUUAAUUUAGACGUUUUUGUUCAGCCUUAAAAUCUAUUAUUUACCCAUGGAUUGUCCGAUAGGCAAAAGUAAUGCUAUACUUUUUUGUGAUGUCUCCCAUCAGCAUAAUGUUCCCCAUUGUACAUCCCAUCCAAAUAAAGGCCUGGGUUAUGUUGUUGUGCACACAAAGGAAUACUUUUUGGAACAGAAAACCAAAAAUGUUGCUUCAUUUUGAACAAGUCCACAAGUGUUUUAUGUUAAAAGGAAACUUCAGGAUCUACUGCCCUGGAAUCACAAGAACUCGUGGAUAACAUUUGUCUCUUUGUGCCAUUUGAAGGGAGUUGCUAACUAGCGUUAGCACAAUGACUGGAAGAGUAUGGGUAGCAGAUACUAAAGACUUGUGGUGAACAGAGUCACAGACCUUUGCAUCGUUCAAGACUGAUGCUUUUUGAGGUGUUGAAGUUGAGAAUUUGCCAUUGUUAUGUAAAUGAAAGCUAAAAAAAGUACCCGGGGCCCAGUGAGACACUGGUAGCGGCCUGUGUAGAUGGAAAAAGAAAUGCUGUGCCUUUUGGGUAAAACACGGGUAAAUCUGUCAGUGGGAAUGCGCCAGUAGUUUCUUCCUCCCGGUUCGUUUUAUUUUGUUUGGUUCCUAUUGAACAUGACCCUGGAUGAGACCCUUGCUUAGGGAAUUGCUUUCCAAAGGGAACACACUCAUUGAAAUAUCAGAAGGGCAAUAAAAAUAAAAAGAUUUACACCAUGAAAAACCCUGAAAUGUAUUCUUUAAUUUAAUUCAAAAUAAAUACUACCACGGCAAUGCAAGUCCACUAUUGGGUUCUUGCCCUAAUGUUUUGGUAAGAAAACAAACAGGCAAACAAUCCAAAAACAAUUGGAUAAAAAAACGACUUUAGUAAUGCAUCCAACAAUAUCAUCCUUCAGCGACUGAAAGAGAGGUGCCUUUUUGACUCUGAACAAGACUGGGUAACACUGCCUAGAGUGACAAACAUAAAUAAAACUAGUACUAUGGUACAAAAAAAAAAGGGGGGGGGGGG